CCCGGGCAGGCCGCGGCGGCCUCCUGGCAGCGGGGCCAGCUGGAGGCGCGGGGAGACGGAGCGCGGGGGAAACGCAGGAGACGCCCAGCACCGUCCGCCGCUGAUAAGAAAAAAGAGGGGUGAAAAUAAAUCCCCGGUUAACUCUCUGGGGGAGGACCUCGCUUCUCCAGGCGGAGGGAAGGUCUCAGUGCUCUGCCGCGGCCGGAGUGUUUGCUGCGGAGCCCGGCGUCCCGGGGAGAAGAGAUUGGGUGGGGUAAGACAGCUUCCAAAAUACGCUGCGCAGAAGAAUUGUUUUUCUCAGCUCUGUCGAGGCCUCUGAGCUCCUUGCUGCAAGGAAGAGGACAGGGCCGCCCUGAGCCAUGUCCAGCGACCCUCCGCCACCCUACCCGGGAGGCCCCUCAGCACCGCUGAUAGAAGAGAAGCAUGGCCCCCCGCCCGCGGCAGAUGGCGUCGCCCCUGUCGUGGGACAGCCCCAGGGGGUUCCCAUCCCCCCUCCUGAAUUUGGGCCCCCCCCAUACGAGCCACCCUCGCAGCCGGGCUUUGUGCCACCCCACAUGCCCACAGACAGCUCCGGGCCCUACCUGCCGCCUGCAGGUUAUUACCCACCCCCAGGCCCUCACCCCCCCAUGGGCUACUACCCUGCCCCGGGCCACUACCCCUCUCCCGGUGGCCACACGGCGACAGUCCUCGUCCCGUCAGGGGCUGCCACCACAGUGACGGUGCUGCAGGGAGAGAUCUUCCAGGGCGCCCCCGUGCAGACGGUGUGUCCCCACUGCCAGCAAGCCAUCACCACCAAGAUCACCUACGAGAUCGGGCUCAUGAGCUUUCUUCUUGGCUUCUUCUGCUGCUUCGUGGGGUGUGAUCUCUGCUGCUGCCUGAUCCCCUGCCUGUUCGAUGACUUCAAGGAUGUGACACACACGUGUCCCAACUGCAAGGCCUAUAUCUACACGUACAAGCGCAUGUGCUAACAGCACCCCGGGAGCCCGAGCCACUGGAAUGACACCGGCCCUUCUCCCGCUGCCAUCCUAGUCUAUGCGUGUGCAACACUCCUUUGCUUAACCCUCCGGUGGUGUGUAUGUGUGUAUCCCCAGCUCCCUCCCGCUCAGAGCUGCGACCACCUUCCCCAAGCUCCGGUCCUCGCUGUGAAGAGUUGGAUUGGCAACGCUGGCGUGGGUGCACAGGGGAGGUGGGCCCAGGCCCCACGUGCUGUGUGGGC
Molecule: messenger RNA, 1216 nt
Organism: Aptenodytes forsteri (emperor penguin)
Lineage: Eukaryota; Metazoa; Chordata; Aves; Sphenisciformes; Spheniscidae
Gene: CDIP1
Product: cell death inducing p53 target 1
Exons: 6
Coding region: 360-968 (202 amino acids)
Biological process (GO): tumor necrosis factor-mediated signaling pathway; intrinsic apoptotic signaling pathway in response to DNA damage by p53 class mediator
Molecular function (GO): zinc ion binding
Source: RefSeq, a predicted model, not a curated record